ACAAAACAAAAUUAAAGGUAAGAGGAACAUUUCCUAUACAAUCUGACUGUGGCAAAUGUCAUCAUGUACCUGAUUUACUGUACAUUUUUCUUUUGCUUUAUGGCACCAUUUGAAUUUCUCUGUUAUAUACCUUAUAAACUUUGAACUAUUCCUGAUAAGGAUGAACGUUUUUAAACAGACUGAUACUGUAGUAGAUUUACCUGUGAAUGCUCCACCGUCUGUCUCACUACACCACCCCUUCUCUCCUCCUCUCCCUCCUCUUUUAUUUUAUCCCCGUCUCCUUCUCUUUCUCUCAGCCCUCUGUGUGUCAGUAUGAAGGUGUUUGAGGUGGGUGACUCUGUGAGUCGGUUCAGGCUGGCUGAGUCGUGUGUGGGGCUGGCAGGGUGUCUGUGUGUGGCCUACUCUGUGUGGACCCCUCACUGGCUCAAUGACCAGGGACUGUGGACUAAUGGCAACAACAGCACCAACACGGACAGUGACCAGACCAGGGGCAUUAUCUUUAACGGUGAGUCAAGAAGCUGUAUUGACCAUCAGCAUCCAUCUGUUUAAUACACCCCUGUGUAUGGAGGGUGUAUUAAUGUCAGUGACAUUUUUACACAAUUUAGUUCAUUUAAAUCAAGUACGGUAAUACCAACUGUUGCUAAUCAAGGUUGUUUGUUACUGAUCCAACUGCACUAAUGAUGCUAAAGUAGCAAUAAUUCAACGUGUGUGACAUGUUUUUUUUUAAAGAACAUCAAAACACAAACCAAUAGAAUCCACAACAGCUGAAACAUUCUUGCACAAGAUACAGGACAGCUGAAUGGAUCUGGAAAGUACAUGACUAAUCAACAUAAAGAACAAUUAACCCAAACAUAGAACUGCACAACCAGAAAUCCCCAACAUAGAAAUACACCCAACCAAUGAAAUUAAACAACCCUGGCUCAAAUAUCAAGGUCCGUGGAGCCAGAGUGUCACAUUACCCCCCCCAAAGGUGCGACCUCCGGGCGCACCAGCAUACAGUCUAGGGGAGGGUCUGGGUGGGCGUCUGUCCCUGGUGGCGGCUCUGGCCCAGGUCGUGGUCCCCACCCCACCUUAGUCACUCUCCGCUUCCGUAUCCCCCUCCACAUGACCACCCCCCAACUAAACCCCACUGGAUUAAGGGGCGGCACCGGACUAAGGGGCAGCACCGGACUAAGGGGCAGCCCUGAACUAAGGGGCCGCACCGGGCUAAGGGACAGUACCUGACUAGCUGGCUCUGGCGGAUCCUGGCUGGACGGCUCUGGCGGAUCCUGGCUGGACGGCUCUGGCGGAUCCUGGCUGGACGGCUCUGGCGGAUCCUGGCUGGACGGCUCUGGCGGAUCCUGGCUGGCGGAAGGCUCUGGCUGAUCCUGUCUGGCAGAAGGCUCUGGCUGAUCCUGUCUGGCAGAAGGCUCUGGCUGAUCCUGUCUGGCAGAAGGCUCUGGCUGAUCCUGUCUGGCGGAAGGCUCUGGCUGAUCCUGUCUGGCGGAAGGCUCUGGCUGAUCCUGUCUGGCGGAAGGCUCUGGCUGCUCCUGUCUGGCGGAAGGCUCUGGCUGCUCCUGUCUGGCGGAAGGCUCUGGCUGAUCCUGUCUGGCGGAAGGCUCUGGCUGCUCCUGUCUGGCGGAAGGCUCUGGCUGCUCCUGUCUGGCGGACGGCUCUGAAGGCUCAUGGCAGACGGGCGGCUUUGCAGGCUCAGUACCGACGGGCAGCUCCUGCGGCGCUUGGCAGACGGACAGUUCAGACGGCGUUGGGCAGACGGGCAGUUCAGGCGCCGUUGGGCAGACGGGCAGUUCAGACGGCGUUGGGCAGACGGACAGUUCAGGCCCCGUUGGGCAGACGGCAGACUCUGGCCGUCUGAGGCGCAUCGUAGGCCUGGUGCGUGGUGCCGGAACAGGAGGUACCGGGCUGAGGACACGCAUCUCAGGGCUAGUGCGGGGAGAAGCAACAGGGCAUGCUUGGCCCUGGGGACGCACCGUAGGCCUGAUGCGUGGUGCCGGAACUGGAGGUACCGGGCUGAGGACACGCAUCUCAGGGCUAGUGCGGGAAGCAGCAACAGGGCAUGCUUGGCCCUGGGGACGCACAUAAGGCCUAGUGCGGAGAGCAGCAACAGGGCAUGCUGGACCCUGGGGACGCACAUGAGGCCUAGUGCGGAGAGCAGGAACAGGCCGGGCUGGGCUGGCGACGCGCACCGUAUCUCUGGUGCGAGAGGCCGGAACAGGCCGGGCCGGGCUGGCGAAGCGCACCGUAUCCCUGGUGCGUGGAGUAGGAACAGGCCGGGCUGGGCUGGCGCCGCGCACCGUAUCCCUGGUGCGCGUGGCCGGAACAGGCCGGGCUGGGCUGGCGAAGCGCACCGUAUCCCUGGUGCGGGGAGUAGGAACAGGCCGGGCUGGGCUGGCGAAGCGCACCGUAUCCCUGGUGCGGGGAGUAGGAACAGGCCGGGCUGGGCUGGCGACGCGCACCGUAGGCUUCGUAUGAGGCUCAGGAACAGGCCGGGCUGGGCUGGCGACGCGCACCGUACACUUGGUGCGGGUGGCAGGAACAGGCCGAACCGGGCUGGCGACGCGCACCGUACACUUAGUGCGAGGGGCCGGAACAGGCCGUACCGUACGGGGAACACACACUACUGGCUGUACCUCGGGAUUAGGAACGGGCCGGACCGGACUGGUUACACACCCCAGUACCUCUCGCCGAGCCUCUACACCUUCCUUCCCUGCUUUACCCAGUAGCCCCCUUAACCUGGUAGCCUCCUGAAUCCGUCCCUUCUCUGCCUCCGUCAGCCCCCUUAACCUGGUAGCCUUCUGCAUCUGCCUUGUGGCCGCCUCCUGCUGCUCAGUCGCCCAAGCCAUGUGCCCCCCCCAAAAAAUUUCUUGGGGUUGCCUCUCGUCCUUCCGACGUUGGCUCUGCCGACGGCGUUGCUCCUCUCGCCGUCGCCUCUCCACCGUCUCGCUCCAUGGACGGCGAUCCAUACCCUCCAGGAUCUCCUCCCAAGUCCAGGACCCUUUACCGUCCAACAGUUCCUUCCAUGUCCAGACCCUUGGCUCCUGGACGCGCUGCUUGGUCCUUUUAUGGUGGGUUAUUCUGUCACGAUCGUCUAAAGGAGCGGACCAAUGCGCAGCGUUGCGAGUGAACAUGAUGACUUUUAUUAAAUAAAGCACAACACGAGAAAACAACAAAUGACGAUACGUGAAGUCCUCUGUGACACCGACAGAACAUAGAACACUGGAACAGGAACAAUAACCCACAAUGCCCACAAGAACACAUACAGAAUAAAUAUGGCUCCCAAUCAGAGAUAACGAGCCGACAGCUGACACUCGUUACCUCCGAUUGGGAGUCAUAUGACUAAUCAACAUAAUACAACACUUUGACACCCAACAUAGAACCAAACCACAUAGACUGCACACACCCUGGCUCAACAUAAUGAGUCCCAGAACCAGGGUGUGACAAUGUGUAAGGAAAAGCUUAACCAUGAGUGUUGAUAAAAUGUUUAGUUACACUUGAGGUUGGCCUUGUGCAUUUGGCACUUUGGAGCUUUUCCUCAGAACACAGUGAACAUGACUUGAGGAGAAACAGUUGAGCAGUAAGAUAUGCACCAUAGGAUUGCAGUGAUGUGAACAGGUGUGGACUUGCUUCUGUAGCAAUCAUCCACAUUCUCAGUGAACAGGAGGAGGGGGAGAUUGGGGGAUGUUCAAUGCUUAGGGCUGAAAGAGUUUGUAAAGUAGGGUAUAUACGCACACAUCCCAAAUGUAUCCAGUGUUGGGCCAAAUAAAUAGCUGAUGUUACAAAAAUAAAAAGUUGUAUACAGUACAUGCUGCUCCCCUGCUUUAUUCCUUCAAUCACAUACUGUAUACACACGGCAGCAACUGUGGCAGGCAUUUUUUCACUAAUCAGCAUUUAGGGCUCCAAACCAGUUCCCUGACAGGUUUAUUAGGUUAGCUGUUAACUGUGGGUUGUGUCAUCUAGGGUGUCUGAUUGCAUCAACUGGCUCUCACCAUUUUUUCUGUUUAGUAUGACAUCAAAGAGUGAAAGUGUGAGAAUGAUAGAUCAGUAGUCAAACUGACAAUACAUGCCAUUGUGCUUGUAUUGACAUAUCCUGUUAUUGACCUCUUCUCUGUGUUGGACUCAGAUAUAGCAUGCAGAUGUAGACAGGUUGAAAAUGUUGUCACUGUUUACAUAUUAUAACCCCUGUCUGCGUAUGUGUGUGUGUCUUCAGCCUUGGAGGCAGAGCAAGUAUUUGGGGUGCUGUCGUUCUUCAUGGCUGUGAGUUCUGGGGCUCUGUGUCUGGUGUUCGCCCUCUGCUGGACGUCCCAGACGGUGCGCUCCUACUCCAACACCCGCUCUCUACUUAUGGCAGGCCAGGCCCUCUACCCCACUGUCCUGCUGCUCCUCAUUUUGGGACCCACAGGUCAGUAUAGGUCCGGGCCACAGACCUGAAAAGAAGAAAGGGUGCACUGCACGUGUAAAGUAUUGGAACAGGAGCUCUAAGUCCAUCUCCUGCUGAUGUGGCGCCAGGUAGCCUAGCAGUUAGAGAAGCGAGCCAGCAACCGGAGGGUUGCCAGUUCGAAUCCAGGGUUCGACUGGAAACAUUUGUCAGGAAGUGAGCUGGCAACCGAAAUGUUGCUGGGAUCAAGUCCUAGAUGCCAUUGCCUGCCGUUGUGCCCUUGAGCAAGGCACUUAACCCCCACAACAAUUGACCAAUAACGUGAUCUUAAUCUUAAUGGCUGCAGUUGCGAGUGUAAAAUAUACAAUAGGAUCAUGUUGAGGGAUUUCCUCUCUUAUUUCAUAUAUUCUGCAAAGUCCUUAUGUCGCUUUUAACAAAAUAAACAUGUUUUGAUUAAAAAUAUUCCCUUUCCUGUCACUGUUCAUGUGAAUCAAAUCAAUUAGCUUUUGUAAAGUGUUUUCACACUGGUAUAUUUGUAAAGAUGUAGGUAUUGCCAGUGUUAACAUAAACACUCAAGUCAGAAUCGUCUGUCUAGACUCCCUACUGAUGAUGACCUGACUGAACCCUCUCUCUCUCUCUCUGUCUCUCUCUGUCUCUCUUUCUCUCUCUCUCUAGGAUUCUUCUUCCUCCUCAGCUGGUCCCUCUUCACCUACCAGCACUGGGUAACGAUCAGCGAUGACUUCACCUGCCUGGGCUCCUCCUAUUGGCUGGGCGCCCUGGGCUGGGCCCUGCUAUUGGUUGCUCUGCCCGUGGUCUUCCUGGUGGAGCAGUGUGUGGUCCCGGACAUCCUGACGGAACUCACGAAGGCCACCGAGGGGUGGCGGCGCACAUCUGAGGUACCGUACGCCAAACGCUCGUUCAGCGAGAGUCGUCAGCAUUGUCAUGAAGACGAGAGUCAUGAAGACGUGGAGAGAGGGCUGAAGAUGUACAUAUCAGUACCCUGAGAGGAGGAAUGGAGGACAGAGAAUUCAGAGACUGAGCUGACUGCAGGACUGGACAGGACUGGACUGGACUGGACUGGACUGGACAAACAGCUGAUGUCCUGUUCACACUAGCAGCACCAGGGAGAGGAGCUUCUAGUGCCUGUCUGGAUCAAAGACUGACUGCUCCACUGUAGGAGAAUGCUCACAGACACACUCUGAGAAUAUGUGGUAUUAGACAAAAAUGUCAAUGCUGUGAUAGUGUUAUUGUCAGUCUUUGUAGUUGUU
Coregonus sp. 'balchen' is the source of this 5643-nucleotide messenger RNA. Lineage: Eukaryota; Metazoa; Chordata; Actinopteri; Salmoniformes; Salmonidae. The record is from the annotation of a GenBank genome assembly.